GACAAGACGACAACGCAGGUUUUAGUGAGAGCAGGAAUAGCAGUUGAAAGGGAGUCACGAACUGCUGAGGCACCAAAACACGAAAGAUGACGUUUGCCAGCGACAAACUCUACAAUGGAUAUCUGCGGCGGAAAAUGCCAAUGAUUGCAUCCAACGUGAAAGUGAGAGAAAUAAUCGUCCACCUGCCGUGUUUGACUGGUCAUGACAGGGAAAAUAUAGAGGCAAAAAGAGAGACUUAUGGAAAUCAUGACAGCAUGGUGCUACUUCUGGAGUGUCUGAGGAGGAGAGAAAACUGGCCGGAGCAGUUCAUUGACGCACUUGAGGCGUGUGAGCAACCAACUAUAGCAGAUGAGGUCAGGGCUGAAUACAACGCUCUGAAAGGAAUUAAGAAUUCCAACCCCAGCUCCCCUUCAACAACUGUCGUCAGGGUGCACGUCGAGCCAGCUCCAGCUGCCAGUCAUCCAGAGAACGGUGUGAACUCUCAGGUUGCUGUCGCUCCGCCAGCUGAAGCAUCAGCUCCUCCACAGCCAGCUGCUCAGGCCUCACCCCCUCUGAACACCCCGGUGCAUCCACAAGCCCCGAGCCCAGUAGCCCAUGUACCCGAGGCUGUUCCUCCACCUGAGCCCCAACAGAUUGAAGUGGCACCCCCUCCAUCGACGCCUCCUCCAUCACCGCCACAGAGGGAGGUAAAUGCUCAUCAGGAGCCAGAGGAAAACUCUGAGUCAGACAUCCAGGAUUCAGACAACUCUGUGGCGUCUCCUCUGCCGUCCCCUCCUGUUGAACAGCGUAAAACAGACACUCCUGUCCAAACAACAGCAACCACAGAGGUCAGGCCACCACAGAGUCCCUCUCCUACUCAGGCAAACUCGGAUGUGAGCGAUGGAUCCUCUUUCCUCACACUGACCCCAGAGAGGCCUCCAGUACAGGACACCGCCCCUCCUUUUGAAAAAACACCUGCUGUUGUCCUGGAGCCUGAAGAGACAUCUGAACCUUCUACUACACAGGUUAUUGAAAGCAGCCCACAGAGAGAUGCAGCAGCUACAAACUCCCCCCUGCCUGGUGCCUCUGUGUUUGAUGACAACUCUAUGUGUCUGAGCAAGCCUGGACAACUCGUCAGCAUCCAACCACAAAAUCAUGACAGUCCUACUAUCCCUGCACACAACCCACCGGCGGAGCCCUACUCUGGUAAUAGUCAGCGCCUGGAAAUGAGCGAUGCUGCACCGGAUGCUGUUACCUCUGCCCACGUUCCUGCAUGCCAGGAGAACGGCGUUGGACUCGGCCACAACCAACCGGAGGAGAACCAUUACGAAUCUCCCUGUGAGAGUUUUGAGGUGCGGGAGAAUGUGGUGCAUGUGUCCGGGGAGCCGUCCAUCCUCAACCUAGACGGCCAGAUCUUGGCACCACGAGCUCAAAUCAUCAACGGCGGAGCAGCCAGAGAGAUCACUCCUCCUGCACCAUCCUCCAACACCGCUGCUGAUACUGUAUCGAGCUUAAACACCCCCUCCGGUGAGAGCUACCCCCCCCCUGAGCCUGCACCAGCACCAAAGCUGAAAACACUGCCGGAUUCAGAGGAGAAGACGUUCUCUUACAGCCUCCCAACCAAUACAAAGUAUAUUAUGACUGCUGCAGGCGUGGGCGCCUGUGCACUGUUGAUGGCGUGGAAGUUAAAGAAAUAAGGGGAUUUAAAGGAAAGAGAAGAUUAGGCUUUAAGGCUUUUAAAAGAGGGUCUUACGGGUAAGGUGCCUUAUUGUAGUCAUUGGACUUGGAUGGCAUGAGGCAGCUGUUUAAUAAUUAUCCAUCAUAAUAAUAGCUGCAAGACCUUUGAUCAUGACAUUAAUUUCAAGCCGUGUUGUUAAGUUGGACUGUGUUCUAUCAUGUUAACGUUGAAUGGAGUUGACACUAGUGAUCAAAAACCAAAUGUACCCUUCCUAUUCUAGUUAGGGAACGUCAUGGAGCUGGGCUGAGAUCUCAGGUUAUUUAUGCUGUACAUAUUUGGUUUGUAAAGGUAAACUGAGGUUGUGUAUUAAUGAUAGAAAUGUUUGUAUGUUCACUUGUCUGGUAAGCACUUUGAAGAUAAGGCUGUUGGCUUUCAUCCAGUGAUGAUUAGAGUAUCAAGGACCUGAAUUUUACUGAAUGUGGACUGUGGAAGAAAGGGUAUCAGCAUCACACACAUUUUCUUCUCCUGUUGAUAGUGGGAAAUGAUGGAUUGUGCUUUGUCUGUAUAUAUUUUUACAUAUAGGUAUCUAAUUAUGUGUUUUAAGAAUGGAUGGACAUGUGAAAAACAUUUCAGAGCACCUACCAUGUGUCAGAUAUUCAGCACUCAAAGAAUCAAUCAACCAAACACGCCAUAAUUUUAUUACAUAUUUUGCAAAAUGUAUGUGGUUCAUAGUCUAUACCAGUGGUUUUUAAACUCUUUUAAAACCAUAGCACUCCGUGAUUUUUCUUUCUUGGCACCGUCUCCCAGGGAAGUAGUGACUGUGCUCCAUUAGUUGUAUAUGUAACUGGAUUUUUAAAUGUUUAUUUUGAUGGUUAUUACUUAUUUCUUUAGUUUUGAUGUUUGAAAAUGUAAUAUAAAAAUUAGUACAUGUAAACAUUGCCUAGCUUUUUUUUUUAUAAUAAUGAAACAUGAUCAAAAGUGUACUAUAAAAAAUGUAAAUGAGCAUAUCUUGCUGUAUGCAUGGCAGGUGCUUUGGCAACCACUGGUCUAGACAACAUACUAGGCUGUUAUGUGGUGUAAAUGUUUGAGAUGACAUUUUAUUUUACCAUAGGUUUUCCUCUUUAAAUAGAAACAAGUUGAGUGUGUCAUGUUUGUGAGGUGAGAGUUAAUUGUAAAUAGUAGUUAAUACAAGAAAUGUCAGGAAAAAAAAAUAAUUGAGAAGGUUUUGCACAUUUUAAAAGGAUAUUUUGGCUGCAGAGAUAUAGAUGAAAUAUAUUGUCCGUCUGAUACAGAUAUUGUAACUAAUCUGAGCGUAAGUGUUAUCUAAAUUUGAUGCACUGUCUCUAGCUAUGCACUUCAGCAAUCGCAUCAAUAAAGCUGAAAUUGUAA
Molecule: messenger RNA, 3046 nt
Organism: Seriola dumerili (greater amberjack)
Lineage: Eukaryota; Metazoa; Chordata; Actinopteri; Carangiformes; Carangidae
Gene: mavs
Product: mitochondrial antiviral signaling protein
Exons: 5
Coding region: 87-1676 (529 amino acids)
Source: RefSeq, a predicted model, not a curated record